ACCCGUUGCAUACACGUCGCCCGUUUCUUUCUUACUAUCCUCGGCUUUCACGCUCGAAAGGACGUCCCCUUUGAUCCUCACAAGCUGAACCCAGCAGCAGAAAAAUGGCGGUGGGCAAAUCAGCGACGGACGUCGAGAUCUUCAAGCCUCGCAUCGACAAGCGCGCGUACAGGAGGAUCGUCCUCUCGAAUUCCCUCGAGGCUCUCCUCAUCAGCGAUCCCGAUACUGAUAAGGCUGCUGCUUCAAUGGUGGUUUCGGUUGGAUAUUUCAGCGAUCCUGAUGGCCUCGAGGGUUUGGCUCACUUUUUAGAGCACAUGUUGUUUUUUGCUAGCGAGAAAUAUCCUAUGGAAGAUAGUUACUCAAAAUAUAUUACUGAGCAUGGAGGCUCCACUAAUGCUUUUACGGCUCCUGAUCUUACAAACUUCUAUUUCGAUGUCAAUGUAGACUGCUUUGAAGAGGCUUUGGAUAGAUUUGCACAGUUUUUUAUCAAGCCAUUGAUGUCUCCGGAUGCUACCAUCAGGGAAAUAAAAGCUGUUGAUUCUGAAAAUCGAAAAAAUUUAUUAUCAGAUGGUUGGCGGAUGAAUCAGCUCCAUAAGCAUCUGAGUUCAAAGGACCAUCCUUAUCACAAAUUUGGCACAGGAAGCUGGGAUACCUUGGAAGUUAAACCAAAAGAAAAAGGCAUAGACACAAGAAAUGAACUACUUAAAUUUUAUCAAGAAAACUAUUCGGCAAACCUAAUGCAGCUUGUCGUGUAUGGAAAAGAGACCCUAGACGAAAUUCAGACACAGGUUGAAAAGAAGUUUGAUUCUAUUCGGAACCUGGGGCGGAACUGUUUCCAUUUUCCUGGCCAACCCUGCACCUCUGAACAUCUUCAAAUUCUUGUCAAGGCUGUCCCAAUAAAGCAAGGUCACACGUUGAGAAUUAUAUGGCCAAUCACUCCUAGCAUACGUAACUACAAAGAAGGGCCUUGCAGGUAUCUUGGUCACCUUAUUGGGCAUGAAGGCGAGGGAUCUCUCUUUUAUAUUUUGAAAACACUAGGAUGGGCUAUGGGUUUGAGUGCUGGUGAAGGAGAUUGGAGUUUGGAGUUUUCUUUCUUCAAUGUAAUCAUUGAGCUCACAGAUGCCGGCCAUGAACAUGUUGAAGAUAUUGUUGGGUUACUGUUCAAAUAUAUUUUACUCUUACAGAGAUCUGGAGUAACGAAAUGGAUAUUUGAUGAGCUUGCGGCUAUAUGCGAAAAUGGAUUUCAUUAUCAAGACAAAGUCCGUCCUCGUGACUAUGUUGUUAACAUUUCAUCAAACAUGAAGUUAUACCCUCCAGAAGAUUGGCUGGUGGGAUCAUCAUUGCCUUCCAAAUUUGUUCCAAGCACCAUCCAGAGUGCGUUAGAUGAACUGAACAUGGAGAAUGUCAGAGUGUUUUGGGAAUCAAAAAAAUUUGAAGGAUGUACUGAUUUAGUCGAGCCAUGGUAUGGAACUGCAUACUCUAUCAAUAAGAUUACUGCUUCUACCAUCCAGCAAUGGGUAGAGAAAGCUCCGAAUGCAUAUCUACACCUACCAAGUCCUAACAUAUUCAUCCCAACGGAUUUAUCCCUCAAAGGAUUGCAAGAAAAGGUUAAAUUUCCUACAUUGUUGAGGAAAUCAUCAUUUUCAAGAUUGUGGUACAAGCCUGAUACUAUGUUCUUUACCCCAAAAGCUUAUAUCAAAAUAGACUUCAAUUGUCCACUGUCUAGUCACUCACCGGAGGCAGAGGUGCUUACUGAUAUUUUCACACGAUUGUUAAUGGAUUAUUUGAAUGAAUAUGCUUAUGAUGCUCAAGUUGCUGGCCUUGAUUAUGCAAUACGACAUGCUGAUACUGGAUUUCAGGUGAUUGUCGUUGGAUAUAAUCACAAAAUGAGAAUCCUAUUAGAAACAAUUGUUCUUAAACUUCAUCAGUUUGAAGUUAAACCUGACAGAUUUGCAGUGAUCAAGGAAGCAGUCAUAAAGGAGUACCAGAACUUUAAGUUUCAACAGCCAUAUCAGCAAGCUAUGUACUAUUGCACACUGUUACUAGAGGAUCAUACAUGGCCAUGGAGCGAGGAGCUUGAUGUGCUUCCUUAUCUUGAAGCAGAUCAUCUUGCAAAGUUCGCUCCUAUUUUACUUUCAAAAGCAUUUUUGGAGUGUUUAGUGGCAGGAAACAUUGAGCCAGCAGAAGCAGAAUCAGUAGUCCAACACGUAGAAGAUGUCCUAUUCAGGGGUCCCCAGCCUACAUCCAAACCUUUGUUUCCAUCUCAGCAUUUAACAAAUAGAGUAGUCAAGCUUGACAAAGGUGUUAUUUACCAUUAUCCAGUUGAGGGCCUAAAUCAGAAAGAUGAGAAUUCUUCCCUUGUCCACUAUAUUCAGGUUCAUCAAGAUGAUAUAAAGUUAGAUGUCAAACUUCAGUUGUUUGCUCUCGUUGCGAAGCAACCAGCCUUUCACCAGCUACGUUCUGUAGAGCAGCUGGGAUAUAUAACCGUGCUUAUGAAGAGGAAUGAUUCUGGUGUUCGCGGAGCUCAAUUUAUUAUACAGUCAACAGUGAAGGAUCCGGCGGAACUUGAUGUUAGAGUUGGAGCUUUCUUAAAGCUAUUUGAGGGUAAACUCUAUGAAAUGAGUGAAGAAGAAUAUAAGAGCAAUGUCAAUGCACUGAUUGAUAUGAAACUCGAGAAACAUAAGAAUUUGAGGGACGAAGCAGCCUUCUACUGGGGAGAAAUUUCUGAUGGUACUCUAAAAUUUGACAGAAGAGAUUCUGAGGUUGCAGCUCUGCGUGAUCUGAAGAAGGAAGAACUGGUGGAUUUCUUCAAUUACUAUAUCAAAGUAGAUUCACCUCAAAGAAAGACUCUCAGCGUUCAAGUCUAUGGUGGAGUGCAUUCAGCGGAAUACAAGAAGACAAUCAAUGAAGCAGAUGAACCGGGGAGGUAUCAAAUCAAAGAUAUAUUCAGCUUCAGAAGGUCAAGACCUCUCUAUGGUUCUUUCAAAGGCGGGCUUGGCCACAUGAAAUUAUGAGGGAGUUUUGUUAGCUCAACUGCAAAUGAUUUUGAAAUCAGAUUACCGAAGAAAGGCAUUUAUUGCGAUUCAAGCAAAAGGAGCACUGAUUAUUGGUUAUAUGUAAAUUGCUUUAGCACUUGGAUAUGCUUUAGCUAGUAAAAACUGAAACAAUUGUUUUCAUAACGUUCCAAUUGCCAGGUCCUACACAUAAUUAGAUAAUUUGAGUCUGGUAUUGUGGUUGGGUACUAUCGUAGUUAA
This is a messenger RNA of Asparagus officinalis (garden asparagus), 3254 nucleotides long. Its product is annotated as insulin-degrading enzyme-like 1, peroxisomal. Gene Ontology annotation, biological process: peptide catabolic process. The coding region runs from base 105 to 3014 and encodes 969 amino acids. The transcript is spliced from 26 exons. Gene Ontology annotation, cellular component: mitochondrion; cytosol. Lineage: Eukaryota; Viridiplantae; Streptophyta; Magnoliopsida; Asparagales; Asparagaceae. The record is from RefSeq and is a predicted model, not a curated record. Gene Ontology annotation, molecular function: metal ion binding; metalloendopeptidase activity.